UUAAACAUUUAAAAAAAAAAAAUGUGUUCGUUAAAUACUUGUUCAUGCGAUUUUAAUGACGAUUUCACUACUAAAUUUGAUGAAGUACAAAUAUUAGAUUCUGAACUGUGCAAAAAAUGCCGAAUUGACAAGCCUGAAAUAAUAUUAAGAAAAAAAGAUGGAUAUUGCAAAGGUUGUUUUUUAAUAAAUUUAACACACAAGUUUAGAGCUGCCUUGGGUAAAUCCAAAAUUAUUCAUCGAGGAGAUACCGUACUUGUUGGAUAUUGCGGCAGAGAAAAUUCAACCGCUUUACUACAUUUAAUAAAAUCUGGUUUAAAUGAAGUAGCUAACAAAAAGAUUAUAUUUAAUGUAGUCAUAUUUUUUAUAGACGAUGGUAGUGUAGAAGGAUAUACAGUAAAUGAAAGAAAACAGCUGUUAGAGACAAUAACUGAACAAACGAAAACGUUUGGAUUUGUUGGAUAUACUGCAUCAUUAGAAGAAUCUUUAUGCGAAAAUGGUAUUCCAAAUAUUUAUCCGAUGGAUACUCCAGAAGUUGUAAUAGAUGAAAAUGAAGUUAUACUAAAUAUUCUUAAUAGUUUAGCUGAUGAUAGUGCAAAAGAAGAAUUAUUACGACGGUUACGUCAUAGACUUCUUAUCUUAGCGGCAAGAAAAUUAAAAUGCAAUAAAAUAUUUGUUGCCGAUGGCGCAACAAAUAUUGCUAUUAAUAUAUUAAGUGACAUAUCACUUGGUCGUGGUGCUCAACUUUCUCCUGAUAUUGAUUUUUCUGAUACAAGAUAUUUGGAUGUUAUGCUUCUUAGACCUAUGAGAGAUUUUACAAGAGAAGAAAUAAUUCAUUAUUUAAAUUGUAACAAUUUAAACGCUUUACGAUCUAGUAAGAAAAGUAAAACUAGUACGUUAACUUCCAUACAAGCUUUAACAAAUAAAUUUAUAUCUCAAUUAGAUUCACAAUUUCAUGGAACUGUGUCUACAGUUUAUCGCACUGGUGGAAAACUAUUGACAGAAUUACUUGCAUGUCAAAGUGUAGAAGUAAACUCUUUAUGCGCUCUUUGUAAUAUACCUUUAGAUACAAAAGUGACAAAUGAUGAAAUGUCAGCUUUACAAGCAACAUCAUUUUCUGCUUUUUUAUCAUCAGAUAACGUAGAUAUUAACAAUACUAAAGAAAAGACUAACAAUUUACUUAAUGUUAAACUAGAGGAGGAAGAACAGGUUAGUCAUUCUAAAAAGAAUAAUCAGAAUAAGCAUACUGAUAGUAAUAUUAUUAAUGAAAAACAAUGUACCUGUAAUAACAAAGAAUGUAAAAAAUAUAUGACACAAUCCCUCUGCUUAGAUGAUAUAUUAAAACAUCUUUGUUAUUCAUGUCGAUUGAUUUUUCGAUCAUCUGAUAUAACAAAAUCUAUACCUGUAUUUGUAUUGAAUGCUAUUCAAACAAAAUUAUUAUCCGAAAAUAGGCUGAAUUAAAGUAUAGAUUUAUUAUUAUAAUAGCUUAUUCAUAUAAUAAAGUGAAAAUGUUUUUUAUUU
Molecule: messenger RNA, 1518 nt
Organism: Polistes dominula (European paper wasp)
Lineage: Eukaryota; Metazoa; Arthropoda; Insecta; Hymenoptera; Vespidae
Gene: Ctu2
Product: Cytosolic thiouridylase subunit 2
Biological process (GO): tRNA wobble position uridine thiolation
Cellular component (GO): cytosol
Molecular function (GO): sulfurtransferase activity; tRNA binding
Source: RefSeq, a predicted model, not a curated record